This is a messenger RNA of Sinocyclocheilus rhinocerous, 1582 nucleotides long. RefSeq names its product emerin (gene emd). The record is from RefSeq and is a predicted model, not a curated record. NCBI's taxonomy places the organism in Eukaryota, Metazoa, Chordata, Actinopteri, Cypriniformes, Cyprinidae. Bases 141 to 716 code for a protein of 191 amino acids. The transcript is spliced from 9 exons.
CGUCUCCUCCUUCAGCGCGACACGCCCAGCUCAGGAAAGCGCCUUUUUAACGUCCUGGGAUCGGUUCAGACUCUUUAUAGAGAUAAAAUAAGCUUGGUUUUACGUUACGUUUCUCAGUCAACCAGUAGGCCUACUAACAUAUGUCCUCAUUAAGUGGAAAAUCUGAUAAGGAGAUCAGUCAGCUGUUGGAUGAAUAUGGCAUUAAACAUGGACCCAUAGUAGAAUCCACACGGAAGCUUUAUGAAAAGAAACUGAAUGAAGCCAUGGGCAAAAAAGCUAAGCCUUCCUCGCCUGACAAGACAUACUACCGGGAAGAAAAGGAGGAAGUUGAAUAUAUUACCUAUCAUCAGCCCCAGCCACAGCUGACCAGACACGAUGGAUUUGGUGAUGUCACAAGGAGGUCAAAGGUCACCGAUGCAGAUUUUGCCCACAACAUACGGAGGUCAAAUCUGACUGAUUACAGAGAUGACAACAUAGGCUAUACCAAUGAGCCGGUUAUCAGCCCAACUCGUAUGUCCUAUCAGAGUUCUUCUCGGCUUGGCCCGUCAGUCUCCACAUCCAUGCAGCGUGGUCCAUCCAGUCCAGAGACCAGCAAAUCUGGAGGUGUGCCGGGCUGGCUUCGUAUCUUGGCGUUUCUUAUCAUUGCUGUGUUUCUUUAUUAUGUGUACACAUGUAUGGAGCCUGCAGAGGAGACCCCCUUUAAAAGCGUUCAGUAGAGGAAUGGUGAGGUUUUAAAUAUGUUCAGCAGCCCCAACCUAAACUGAUUCUGUACAAGAACAACCAUAAAUAUAGCCUGGAAUAAGAGCUUAAAAAAUAAUAUUCUGUGUGAGUACAGAUAGUGAAGUUUAGUACCAGUUGUCGUACAACCAUGAACUUGUGCAUAAUGCGUAAAGUUUUAUUCAAAUACUUUAUGCAUUUUUAUUAUCAAACAGGUACAGAUGUGGAAGACUAUCCAUAUUAAGAAAAUUCUGAAUUUUUAUGAUAGUUGGGGCAUUUAAAUCUUUAAAGCUUAUUUUCUUAUGAAUUGUAUAUGAAAUCCUUUUGCUGUGGCUUGUGUUCAUGGGACAUUCUGUAGAGCACUGUUUGCUAAACCGUUUCAAUUCGCUGUUUUCAGUGUUAAACCCUUUUAAUAAAUUCUAAGGUGCUGAAUUGAAAACUGAAGAGAUUUGAGCAAUGAAGUACACAAGGUUGUGCUAGUUUGUGAAUAUUAGUUACAGCUAAAGGACAUUGUUAGGCGCAAUGCAACAACCCUUUCAGCCAAGACUAUAUUCACAAUAUAACAAGCUUUCAGUUCCUUAUUACUAUUGUGGAAAAUUAUUAAGGAUAUAAAUUGUAUUUUUUUAUUAAACAGAUUAAUUCAUUCAUUACUAUCCUACUGCUGCUUGUCCCUGACAUGUUAACACUACCAAAAUGCCUUUUUUACUAUACAUAUAUAGUAUUGAAAAAAUGUUUUUGGACAACCUAAGCCACACAUACAAUGUAUGAAUAUCAUUGUUAUUAGAAUUAGUCUUUGAUAAUGACAACUCAGUGCAAACAAAUGUUUAUACUAAAGCUUUGCUCAUUUUGCAAAUUAAUUGAACAC